CCGGGCCGGCUGGCUCCCUGCAGGCCGCAUGGCCGCCGCGCUCUUCCUCAGGGUCUUCACCGGCUUGGCGGCCGCGGCGCUGGCAGCGGUGGUCCUGGAGCACUACGGCCUAGCCGGGCCGCCGCCCCAGCCCCAGCCCCGCGCCCCGUGGAGCCCGCAGCCAGCGCCGGGCCCCGACCUGAGGAACCUCUUCUGGGGGCUGCAGAUCUCCGACAUUCACCUGAGCAAGUUUCAUGAGCCCAGCCGAGCCACCGACUUGGAGAAGUUCUGUUCAGAAAACAUCGACAUCAUUCAACCAGCUCUCGUCCUGGCCACAGGAGAUCUGACAGAUGCUAAAACAAAGGACACUUUUGGAUCCAAGCAACAUGAGGAAGAAUGGCAAACUUAUCACAGUAUUCUAAAGAAGACAAGGGUCAUGGAAAAAACCAUUUGGCUCGAUAUUAAAGGAAAUCAUGAUGCAUUCAACAUUCCAAGUCUGGACAGUGUUGAGAAUUAUUACAGGAAAUAUUCUGCUGUACGUAGGGAUGGCUCUUUUCAUUAUGUCUACAGAACUACCUUUGGCAAUUAUUCUUUUAUAUCUUUGGAUGCUACCCCAAGUCCAGGGCCUAAACGACCCUAUAAUUUCUUUGGAAUUGUAGAUGAGAAACAUAUGAAGGAACUUUCAUUCCUGGCUAAGGAAAGUACUCAGAGCAAUCACAGUAUUUGGUUUGGACAUUAUACAACAUCCACCAUUGUUUCUCCAUCACCAGGAAUUCGGUCUGUUAUGAGUUCAGCUACAGCUUAUUUUUGUGGGCACCUCCAUACACUAGGGGGACUUAUGCCUACUUUGCACACGCAGCACUUUCAUGGUACAAUGGAACUCGAGCUGGGAGACUGGAAGAAUAAUAGAAGGUACCGGAUCUUUGCUUUUGAUCAUGACCUCUUUAGCUUUGCAGAUUUAACCUUUGGUGAAUGGCCUGUGGUUCUUAUUACCAAUCCUAAAUCACUCCUCUAUAGUUGUGCUAAACAUGAACCACUAGAGAGACUUCUUUACUCAACACAUAUCAGAAUCUUGGCCUUUUCCUUAUCCACUAUUACUUCCGUCAUAGUUAAGAUUGAUGGAGUUUUUUUAGGACAAGCUAUUCAUUUGUCUGGUCCUGUUUUCAUACUGAAAUGGAAUCCAGAAAAUUACAGUAUAAGAUCGCACAACAUAGAAGUAAUUGUCCAGGAUUCUGCGGGAAGAAGUAAAAGUGUUCAACAUGUAUUUUCUUUUCAAGAGAAUAUUCAUCUCAAAUUUAAUCCCAUAGCAUCAUUUAUUCUCCUUACUGAUCACUACAUUGUGGCCCGGGUUGUUUUUGUGAUUAUUGUGUUGAUCCAGCUUACCAUCCUCAUUGCUUUUAGGUAUGGAGGAUAUAUAGAGCAAAAAGGACCUCCAGGAUUUCUACAUUUGACAUCAUUUUCCCUUCAUGUGUUGAGCAAAACAAAUAUCUACUACUAUUCUGUGUUGUUGCUGACCCUCUAUACAGUGCUGGGACCGUGGUUUGUUGGUGAGAUCACAAAAGGCAAAUUCGGUUGCUGCUUUUCCUUUGGAAUCUAUGUGGAUGGGCAUUUCCUACAAGGCAGUUCAACAUUUGUAAUUGGAAUUCUGCAGGUGGUGUUUUUCAACGUCCCCUUGACGGGCUAUCUGUGCUGGAGCCUGCUGCACCGGUGCUUGGGCCACAGCUUCAGGUCCCACCUCUGCCAGGGCCGAGCCUGGCGCGUCGUCCCCGUCCACCUGUGCAUGCUGCUGGUGUACCUGUGGCAGAUCUACGCCUGCCUCUUCCUGCACUUCACCUACGGCACCGUCGCCUUCCUCCUGUCCCCCCUGCGCACCUGGCUGGUGCUGCUGUCGCCCGUCCUGGUGCGCUGCGUGUGGACGCGCCACCCCGCCGAGCUCGGGCCCUUCCUGGGGCGCUUCGAGAGCCCCCCGAGUUCCUGAAGCGGCGGCCAGCCAGCCAGACUCGCCGCCGGAGCCUCAAUCAUGCCAGGAUGCCU
Molecule: messenger RNA, 2013 nt
Organism: Suncus etruscus (white-toothed pygmy shrew)
Lineage: Eukaryota; Metazoa; Chordata; Mammalia; Eulipotyphla; Soricidae
Gene: TMEM62
Product: transmembrane protein 62
Exons: 14
Coding region: 29-1957 (642 amino acids)
Molecular function (GO): hydrolase activity
Source: RefSeq, a predicted model, not a curated record